Molecule: messenger RNA, 201 nt
Organism: Rotaria sordida
Lineage: Eukaryota; Metazoa; Rotifera; Eurotatoria; Philodinida; Philodinidae
Source: the annotation of a GenBank genome assembly
AUGAGUUCUUCUGGUAUCACUGACAAAACAAUUAAAGCAGGUGAAAUUGCUCGAGCAGAAAUUGCUGGAAAAGAAACUCCAGCAAGUGAUCCUCGAAAAAAAGCUGAUGCAGAAAAUCAAGGUCAUCUGAGUGGUGAUCAAUCAACAAUCAAAGAAACUCCUGUAGCUCCUGUUGGUGCCACACCUCAAACAGCUGUAUAA